GCUUCGAGUAGUGUGUGUGUGCGUGUUUAGGUGUGUGCACGUGUUUCGCAGUCUUCCGUGGAGUUGCUCCAUCAGUUUACCACACAACGCCGACAGCAAGAGGGGAGGGAAGGAAUGAUCUAAGUGGAGACACUGAAAGAUAAGUGAAAGUAAUUUGCUAUUAAGUGAUCAGUCUCAGUUUUCGAGAUGAAAAAAGUGAUACCCACAGUGUUGCUGGCGGUGGUGGCACUGUCCUGCCUAGAGGGUGCCACUUCGGCCGCCGUCAGCCACCCUCACAGACACGCCCAUCAACGAGGACACGUGGCCCGCCUGCAGGAGACCGUCGACCGCCUUCUCCUCCGCCAGAAGACAGACCACAUUUUGCUUUCAACUCUGCAGCGAGCGGUACUCGAGCUUCAGGACAAAUCCCAGCGUCAGGAGACUCCAUCGGCGCCGGAGGCAGCCCAAACGCCCUCAAUGGUGCAUGAAGCAGUGCAGAUAGUGGAGGCGGAGGGGCGUGCUCUGGCCGCCCUUGGGGAGCAGGUAGCUGAGGUCAGAGGGACCCUGACGGAGGCACUGAAAGCGGAAGAGAAAGACGACGUGACGCAGCUACGGCAGGAGAUAGCUUACCUAAGGUCGGAGGUGCAGCGGCUGAAGGCGACGAGGGCGGCCGAGGCCUCGCCCAGCGCCGCCCACAUGCACGCGCACGAGCAGCGGGAGGCGGUUGCUGCCGCCUGGGUGGUCGAGAACGUCAGGAGGCUGCAGGACUCCGUCGUCGAGCUGCAGCAGGCGCUCAACGUCAGCCAGGCUAUGCAUGACAAGAUGGAAGUCGAGUCCCGCCUGCUGACGGUAGCGAAGGACGUGGGCGCCCUGCGAGGCAGCAUGGCGGCCGUCACGUCCAAAGCGGAGGCGGCCCUGGCGACGUCGGAGGCGCUGCAGGACGAAGUGGGGCGUCUCUCGGAGGAAGCGCACCGCACCGCAGGCCACCUGGGGGCGCUCGCCACGGAGGUCACUUCCAUCAGGCAAGACUUCAACGACCUGCUAGAGGCUCUUCCGGAGGGCACGAUGGCCGGGGCCCCAGCGGCGGCCGCCCCCGGGGGAGAGCGCACCCCGGAGUCGAAGGUGUCGAGCGCGCCCCAGGAGAGCGAAGGGGGCGCCGCCCCGCAGGUGACGAGGGCCGCCCACGACCGUCAGGCGCAACGCUUGGCCGCCCUCGAGCGCCGGGCUGAUGACUUCGACUUCGCUCUCACGCGAGCACAAAAGCAGUGGUCUGCCGCGAGCCCUUCGACGCGCUGCGAGGACCAGCUGGCGGAACUUACUGAGACGGAACGUCAGCUGCAGACGCGCGUGGAGGCUGUCACGAGCGGCGUCGGCGAGGUCAGGCUCUCCUCCGUGCAGCUCCUGGCGGCGCUCGAAGCCUUAGAGGGCCGACUCGAGAAGGAGGUAUCCGAGGUGAAGCAGGAGGUGGCCAAGUUGGAGGUCAGCGGCGCUCAGUGGGCGGCCGACCACAAGGGCAACCUGGACGAGGCUCGCGUGGCCCUCGACGAUGCCGCCGCCCUCAGGACCGACCUAGAGGCCGUCUCGCGACGCCUUGACCGCCUGACGCUCAAGACUGCCGGCCUCGAGAGCGGCAAAUUGGAGGGCCAAGUCUCGAGAGCCGAGUGCCGAACGAAGCACCUCGCCCUUGAGCUGAGAGUGAGCGAUGCCGUGGAGCGCCUAAGAGCAGUGGAGGAGCACGUUCACCACCGACCUUCGAGGUCUGCUGAGGGUCAGCCGGACGACGCCAGCUAGUCUCGUUCGCACACGUCGCCCGGAAAAGACACGUGGGCUCGGCCGCGCCACGUAGCGCUGAGGCCCAGAGCUCCACCCCCGCAGUCUGUCCCUCCGAGAAUCAAAGCCGCCGCGCAGGAAGGCCGGCGAGGGGAAGGCUCGCAGGCCGCCAGCCGCCCGGACUGUUCCGGGGCCGCGCUUUCGGGCCGCCCCUCGCGCCUCCCCCGCGCCCCUCCCUCUCUCAGAUCUAGUCUACGCCUUGAUUAUUCCGCCCCAGGAUGCCCCCCCCCCCCCCUCGCUCUAAUGUAGUGCCUAAGAAAACGUUUUGGUCAUCAUUUCCUAGUCAGAGGAGAAAAAAGAUAUAUAGAAAUCUAAAUUUUAGAGAUUUAAAUUUAAUAUCUUUCUAAUAUAAAUGAACUUUUCUCAAAGAUCGUUAUUUCAAAAUGUUGACAUUGCAUUAUUAUCAUUAUUAUUAUUAUUAUUAUUAUUAUUAUUAUUAUUCUAUUUUUUGCUAUUAUAUGUGACAGUUAUUAAAAGUAAUGAUAAUGAUAAUAUUCUUCUUGUUCUUCUUAUCAUUAUAAUCAUAUUUUUUGUAUUGUUAUUAUUAUCAUUAUUUGAUGAUUAUGAGGAGGAGCAUAAUAAAUUUAAUGAUUAUUAUUAUCAUGAUACAAUGCAUUAUACUAUGGAUAUUGGAAAUAAUGAUAAGAAUAGUAAUGGUUAUUUAUGACGUUGGUUGAUAUAAUGCUGAUAGUGGUUAUGAUGAUUAUAAAAGUAAUGAUAAUAAGAAUAACAGUGUGAACAGCAAACACAAUAUAACAGAGAUGCUCAUAAGAUGGAAUAAUGCUUUUCAUAACAUUAGUGUGAUAUCUUGUGUUUAAUUUCUUCACUGUGUAUGGAUAGUUUAGAUUCCUCUCGCCAUGUUUGAUCUUGAAACAACGAUUCUUCUGAAAGUGUCAAAGGUUCAUGUGAACGUUUAUGCUAGGAUUAAGAAACCCGAUUAUUCUUACCAAUUUGUCAGUGUCAAGCCAAGGCAUAGUCACGUACCAGUGUCUCCAUUGUCGCGUUUGAAUGUUUGGGAAAACGUGAAUGAGGCCGAUCAGAGUUCUCUUUGACAAAGGCAGAACACGUGUGAAUGAGAACGAAUAUUUCCGCAAAGCAGCUGGCUGACGGCGCGAGGUUACGUCUUCGUCAGGCAAAUGUGAUUCGGCCGAAGAUGCAGCGCCGUUCGCCAGUCGCCACUCGCGUUCACGCCCAGACGCCCGGCCUCCUGAAAGGCCUCGGGCGUGUAAAUACUGUAAAUAUGGUCGUUUUUUGUACAGAAUAUUUUUAUAUGUUGAAUAAAUUGUACUCCAGUGGUUGA
Molecule: messenger RNA, 3109 nt
Organism: Penaeus indicus
Lineage: Eukaryota; Metazoa; Arthropoda; Malacostraca; Decapoda; Penaeidae
Exons: 6
Coding region: 187-1770 (527 amino acids)
Source: RefSeq, a predicted model, not a curated record